Panthera uncia (snow leopard) is the source of this 3515-nucleotide messenger RNA. RefSeq names its product HR upstream open reading frame (gene HRURF). The record is from RefSeq and is a predicted model, not a curated record. The transcript has 2 exons. Lineage: Eukaryota; Metazoa; Chordata; Mammalia; Carnivora; Felidae. Bases 3164 to 3268 code for a protein of 34 amino acids.
UCCAGGCCUAGGAUGGAGGCUCAAGGGACAGACAGACUGCCAGAGGGGCCCAGUCUAAUGGGGGAGGUAGCCAUUGACAUAUAGUUGUAAUGGGUCAAGUACUGUCACAGGAAAUUCUUGGAGACCUCUGAGAACAUAGAUGGGGGACAGAGGGAGUAGGUGAACAGCCCUAAGAGGGGUCAGAGUCUAAGAAGACUGCAAUCAGGAGAUGGGGUUAGAUCUUGAUGGGAAGUAGAAGCCAGUGGGAACAGAGGUGUGGAGGGAGCUUGGGCAGCACAAUAAUCCCAUGGGGACUAGCUGGAGCUGUAAACAGACAAGGCCAGGGGAGGCCAACUUCCUCCAUGGGCCUGAGGUGGUCUCUAGGCAGCUCUGGGGACAUUGAGUUCCUGUAAACACCCAGGAUAAUGCAGAGAACAUUGCACCUCUUUGGAGUGGCCGUGAGAGGGCAGCAGUUGCCAAGGUCUGGGCUGCCCCUAGCUUCCAGGUCAAGGAGGGCGGGGUUGGGAGGCUGGCCAGAGCCCUGCCCUACAGGGGCCUGGCCGCUGGCUGGCUGGCUGGCUAGCUGGCUGGAGAGACGAUGCAGAAUUCUGGCCUGGCCUCCAAUGGCUCUUUUUGCUGUUCCUUCCUGUUGUUUGUGGUCAUUGGUCCUGUCUGCCCCCUUCACGGAGUCUCCCCUGUCCUGAGACCCAGGCUUUUUGCCAGAGCUCGCUCUACUCCAUCCCCUCCUCUAAUCCCUGGGGCAGUCAGUGCUGGCUUUGCCCUCUCUUGCUCCUGCUCCUAGGUACUGGUCUCACUGCGGUGUCCCAGGGCUGCUCCCCUUGCCCACCCCAUGCCUGUUCUUCCUUCCCACUUUUGAUUAAGCAAAGAGGUGGGUGGGAAGAAGGGAAAUGGUGUGGUAACCCGGAGUGACCUGAGGAGUGUGGAUUAACUCUUGGUGUGGGGAUUAUCCAGGUUUUAUUUGGGGAAGGCACUUAAUCGGUCGGGGUGGUUUAGCUCCUCACGUAUUGGUGUUCAAUGACUUCCUAUGUAGGCAUUCCCUUGCAUCAUGGUGUUGCCUCAUUUCUUCAUUUCUUCAUUCAGAAAGUCUGUUGAGCAUCUAUCGGGUACCAGGCGUGUUUCCAAAUACUCAGAAUGCAGUCUAGGAAUGGCUAGCACCUAGAAUGUGACUCCCCAGCAGGUGCUGCUCUAAGCCCCUAACACAUUCACUUGAUCUUCAUGACAAUCUCCUGAGGUAGGUACUAUUAUUAUGACAUCCAUUUUACAAAUAGGAAAACAAGGCACUGAGAGGGCAAGUGAUUUGCCUGAGGUUACACAGCUAAUAAGUGGCAGAAUUAGGCUUUGAACCAGGCAGUCUGGCUCCAGAGUCAGUCCGCUUAACCACUGUGCAGGACUAAAGUAAAUGAGGCAAGAAGAAGGAGGUAAGUGUGUAGCAAACAUGUAGCUGUGUGUGUAGUUGUGUGCCUGUCCUUGUGCUGGCCAUUUUAUAGGGAUGAUCUCCUUGAAUCCUCCUGACGAGCCUGAAGGGAGGGGUUAGAUCCAUUUCACAGAUGAAAAAACAGAGACUUGGAGAAGUGAAGCAACUUGUCCCCAGUCAUGGCUGCCUGUGGGUGGUGUCCCUGUUUCCUGAGGCACGCUUGCCCAGAAGUUGCUGUGGUAGACGUGGAAUGGCAGGAUCCACACUCCCGAACUGGGGGAAGCAAACAGGAAUGUGUGGUGAACCGGCAAAUGACACAAAAACUCCGAGGAAGGGGAAGGCCUGAAGUUAAAGGGUGUUGAGGGAGCUUUCAUGAGAGCUGGAGCUUCACCUGCCCUCAUUCCUAGAAUGCGCUUUGAGUGGGGAGCAGGGUCUUUUGGGCCCCUAGGCUGAAAUGGUGACACUUUCUCAGGCCCAAGAUCUCCACCUCCACCCCCCUCCCCGCCAGCCUCUUUGCUAGCCUGGCUGCUCUGCAGCUCCUGCCUUUUCUGACUCCAGAGCACUCAAGUUCAUCUGUGCAUCCACAUCAGCCUCCAGGCCUUUGCUCCAGCUGUAUGACUCUCCUGCCAUCUGAACAGUCUUUCUUUCCUGGCCCCCCAUAGCCUUCCUUAGAGACCUGCUUUCUCCCAGAAGCCUUCCCUGACUUGCCAACUCCUCUUCAAGCUACUAAAGCUCCUGAUCUCUGGCUGGCUCACCAGUCUUGGGCUCACAGUGGGCUGCGUGGGUGUGCCAGUCCCCAGCUGGCCUCCCUUAAACCUGAUUUGCUUUGUAAUCCCCACCUCAUCCAACCGGACUGCCUCAUACCUCCAUGCUGUUCCCCCUGACAUGAUCUUCCCCCUCUACUCAACUCUCUGUCCUCCUCCUAUGUGCCCUGUGAACCUCACUCAGACACCACCUAUCCCAGGAAGCCCUCUGUGAGCACGCCCCCCUGCCUCCUUAGAGUUGAUUGGCCAUCCAGACCACACCAUAGCUAUUCUUACACGAACCUCUCUGUUUUUGCCUUGAGCACAUCCUAUUUUCUCCCCCAAUUCAUUGUGACUUCAUAAAGAACAGACUUGCAACUUAUUCACUUUUGUAUCCAGCCUGGAAUAAGUGGUGGUUAAGCCAAAGUGAAAUGUCGUCGUAUGUGUGUGGCUCAGUGAAGGCCCACUUAUUCUCUGACUUGUGAGCUCCAGCAUCACUUCCUCCGUGAAGCUUCCCCCCACUUCCCCAGGGUGGGACUAAGAGCACCUCGUACUCAUUUGUUAAUAUGCCGACUCCAACAGUCACCCCACAGUGCCCAGCACAGGGCCUGACAUGUAAGAGGCCCCAGUGAAUGUUUGCUGGUAAAAGAACAAAGGCACUAAGGUGCUGGAGGAGGAAACCGGCGGAGCAGCUUCCCCACUCUCAGUUGCGCGUCUGGCGAUGGCGAUGAGAGGUCUUGCUGCGCUGUCCGCCGCGCUCUCCCUCCAUUAGCCGCGCUGCGCCGUGCUGCGCCCUCUCUGGUGCCUCUCUCCUGGGACCCGGGAUCGGGCCCCCCUUCCAGGCACGACCCCCUCCCCCGGCCCUUCGGCCUUUCCCCUGACUCGGCCGUUUCCGACCCGGGGCGCACGUUCCCCCCGGCCCGGCUCCCACUCUCCCUCCGGGGGCACCCGCUCCCUAGCCCCGGCCCGGCCCUCCCCGCGGCGCAGCACGGAGUCUCGGCGUCCCAUGGCGCAACCCACGGCCUCGGCCCAGAAGCUGGUGCGGCCAAUCCGCGCCGUGUGCCGCAUCCUGCAAAUCCCGGAAUCCGACCCCUCUAACCUGCGGCCCUAGAGCGCCCCCGCCGCCCCGGGGGAAAGAGAACGCGAGCGCGCUGAGCAGAGAGCGGGAGAACGCGUCCUCGCUCGCCAGCCGGGAGGCCCCGGAGCCGGCCCAUGGGGAGCGGGCGCCCGGCGCCGGCCACGACGACCGCCGCCGCCGCCCGCGCCGCGCCCGGCCUGCGAAGCCCAGGUAAGGGCCGAGAGGGGGCGCCAGGGGCGGGCCUUCAGGGGAUACUCGUAGCGGGGCAUUUCUGAGGCAA